Molecule: messenger RNA, 456 nt
Organism: Rhipicephalus sanguineus (brown dog tick)
Lineage: Eukaryota; Metazoa; Arthropoda; Arachnida; Ixodida; Ixodidae
Product: evasin P467-like
Exons: 5
Coding region: 18-377 (119 amino acids)
Biological process (GO): negative regulation of chemokine activity
Molecular function (GO): C-C chemokine binding
Source: RefSeq, a predicted model, not a curated record
UUCCCCCAUUCAGCGCUAUGGCAUUCAAGGCAUGCAUUACCGUCUUAGCUGCAAUGUAUGACUCUCAAGAGCUGGGAGAAAUGUCAUAUGAAGACUGGUGCCCAUAUGAAACACUCAAUACCGGAGAGAACAGUUCUUUGGUACUCAACUGUACAACACCUUGUGGCCUCGUCCUGAACGACACCAUGCCCUGCGUGAAUGCCACAGAUCCACCACUAAAUUUUGCUAGCCAUCAAAAUUACACGUGCACUGUUGGAUCCUGUCACAAUGGUACAUGUCCUUCAAACAAUUCAGUGCAGGUGGCUUGUUGGGCUAAUGCUGUUGAGAGCGAGGGAGAAGAACUGUUGGAAAGGGCUUACUCGGUGCAGCUAUACUGAGCCUCUCAAACGUACCACUGAUGCACGUGACAUGUAUGCACGUGAAAUAUUGAGCGCUGUCAAAAUAAAGGAUGAUAUA